Polypterus senegalus (gray bichir) is the source of this 4741-nucleotide messenger RNA. It is a transcript of the gene impdh1a, whose product is annotated as IMP (inosine 5'-monophosphate) dehydrogenase 1a. NCBI's taxonomy places the organism in Eukaryota, Metazoa, Chordata, Cladistia, Polypteriformes, Polypteridae. The record is from RefSeq and is a predicted model, not a curated record. The transcript has 17 exons. Gene Ontology annotation, biological process: GTP biosynthetic process. Gene Ontology annotation, cellular component: cytoplasm. Gene Ontology annotation, molecular function: IMP dehydrogenase activity. The coding region runs from base 45 to 1991 and encodes 648 amino acids.
UUGAAAAGACUUUUCAACUGGAAUUCUAAGGUACAUUCUCAGUUAUGGAUGGGCAAUCAUAUGACCAUUUGGUGGAAGGAGAGCGAGAGCCCUAUCAGAUUGACUAUCGCAGGAUUGUAGGGGAUACAGAGCCAGCCAAGUUUCGAUUAUCUACCAGGGAGAGUGACCAUCAUUUUCAUGGAUCACCUCUGCAUGGUCACCUGCACGGACAUGGCCAUGAAACUGCCGCCCAACGGUACAGUGCCACUCGAAUACAAGCUGGAUAUGAACCUGAAAGCAUGGCUGACUACUUGAUUAGUGGAGGCACAGGCUACGUACCUGACGAUGGUCUCACCGCGCAACAGCUCUUUGCAAUUGGCGACGGGCUCACGUACAAUGACUUCUUGAUCCUCCCUGGCUUUAUUGACUUUACUGCUGAUGAAGUGGAUUUAACCUCAGCUCUUACACGAAAAAUUACCCUAAAAACACCUUUGAUUUCCUCUCCCAUGGACACUGUUACUGAAUCCUGCAUGGCAAUCGCUAUGGCACUAAUGGGGGGCAUUGGAAUCAUUCAUCACAAUUGUACUCCAGAGUUUCAGGCUAAUGAAGUUCGUAAAGUUAAGAAAUUUGAACAAGGGUUUAUUACUGAUCCUGUGGUAAUGAGUCCACGCCACACUGUGGGAGAUGUCUUUGAGGCCAAAAUUCGACAUGGGUUUUCUGGAAUUCCAAUAACAGAGACUGGGAAAAUGGGUAGCAAACUUGUAGGCAUUGUCACUUCACGUGAUAUUGAUUUUUUGACUGAGAAAGAUUAUGACACUUCACUGAAUGAGGUUAUGACAAAGCGUGAAGAUUUGGUUGUUGCUCCUGCUGGGGUAACACUUAAAGAAGCGAAUGAAAUUCUUCAACGAAGCAAGAAGGGAUUUUGGAGCACAUGGACCAAUGAUCCCAUUGCCUAUCCUAGCCAGGUGAUUAGCAACAAGACAUCAGGCAUUAGAGGAAAACUUCCAAUUGUAAAUGAUAGUGAUGAAUUAAUUUCAAUAAUUGCUCGGACUGACCUAAAGAAGAACCGUGAUUAUCCUUUGGCAUCCAAAGACUCUCGGAAACAACUUUUGUGUGGGGCAGCUAUUGGCACUCGUGAAGAUGAUAAAUACAGACUUGACUUGCUGAUGCAGGCUGGAGUUGAUGUGAUAGUUCUAGACUCAUCACAGGGUAAUUCAGUUUACCAGAUUAAUAUGAUACAUUAUAUCAAACAAAAAUAUCCAGAACUUCAAGUUAUUGGAGGGAAUGUGGUCACAGCAGCUCAAGCUAAAAAUUUAAUUGAUGCUGGUGCAGAUGCUCUAAGAGUUGGAAUGGGCUGUGGUUCUAUAUGUAUUACUCAGGAAGUUAUGGCAUGUGGUCGGCCACAGGGCACAGCUGUGUACAAAGUUGCAGAAUACGCUCGACGAUUUGGCGUUCCAGUCAUUGCCGACGGUGGAAUUCAAACUGUAGGACACGUUGUCAAGGCACUUUCUCUGGGGGCAUCAACCGCAAUGAUGGGCUCCUUAUUGGCUGCAACAACAGAGGCUCCGGGAGAGUACUUCUUCUCUGAUGGAGUUCGCUUGAAAAAAUACCGUGGAAUGGGAUCCCUUGAUGCUAUGGAGAAAAACAGUAGCAGUCAGAAAAGAUAUUUCAGUGAAGGGGACAAGGUAAAAGUUGCCCAGGGGGUUUCAGGAUCAGUUCAGGACAAAGGAUCUAUUCACAAAUUUGUUCCUUACCUGAUUGCUGGAAUUCAGCAUGGUUGUCAAGACAUUGGAGCCAAAAGCCUUUCUAUUCUGCGAUCCAUGAUGUAUUCUGGGGAGUUGAAAUUUGAAAAGAGGACAAUGUCUGCUCAAGUAGAGGGAGGUGUACAUGGACUUCAUUCAUACUCUUUUGUGCCAUUUAUGAGAAGCGCCUGUAUUGAAGGAGGAGGCAAAAGCCAGUUGCGGGUGGCUCCCUGCGUCCCAACUCCAGUGGCAACCAAACACAGUGGAUAAAUCUGGAAACUGCCGACCUGCACACUUAAUUGUGUUUCAAUCAUCUAACCUGAAGUUUACCAGUUCAUGACAUGAAAAAAUUGCACUACCAAUAAAGUAUAUCAGGGCUUAAACUAAUAUAGGUUUAAAGAAAAAAAUAAGACUUUGAUCACUUGUACAGUUUGUUAUCGAGGAUGGCGUUUGUGCAAACUGAGCUAAUAUGAAGCAUGAUAAAAUAAGUGCUUAUGUGGAGUAAUGCACUAAUCCUGUCAGAGUGCACUGUGGCAAGUCUCAAAGUAAAGGACCUUUAAAUCUUUGAGAUGCUAAAUAGUGAAAAAUAAUAUCACACUAGUUUCCAUGUCUUGUGGCAGUGCAGCAUUGUGUUAGCUAGUGAACUGCACAAGAAAGUCUCCUGGACUGUCAUCAUUUAUUACUUCUUUUCUAAUAAGAGGCAGAAAGACCAAGUUAGUGCCCCGUCUGUUUACUGAUCACAUAGUAAAGAGUUAAGCCAGAUUAUAAUUGAUAACCAAAUUCACAAUAAAAAUAUGAAGUUAAGUAGGAGGAGGGGGGAGAUAUCACAUGGAACGGAAAAAGAGACUUUUAUUUUAUUUAUAUAUAUAUAUAUAUAUAUAUAUAUAUAUAUAUGCACGCAAGAUACAAGUAUUACAAGUAAAGGCACUAUUUUAGUUAUCAGAAAGUACAACUUAGUAUUUGCUUUUGCCAUUUUUCAUUUACGCCAUGUAUUUUUUUUUUUUUUUUUUAUGCGUUAAACAUGUCCUGUUACUCAUUAAAUAAAAUGUGUUAUCCUGUUUUUUAGCAGGUUUUGAUUUACAGGGGACCAAAAGCUAUGGUAGCCAAAAAAUCAGGGAUAUAUUCCACCAAGAGAGCCUUAUAAUGAGUGUGUAGUACUGAUUCUUAUUGCUUAUGUGGCAGUAGUUCACGGUGAACUGGAUUUAAAAUUCUUAACACAUACCAAGAUUUAAAUAAGUUAUGAUUUUUUGGGGUUGGGGGGGAUUGGGGUUCAGUCAAUAGUAAAGUUUUUUGUUCCUGUUUAAUUUUCAUAUUUUUAGAAGUACUUUUAUUUAUACAGGGUAAUGCAGCGUUAUGGCAUGCUUUUCAUGGUUGGGGCAUUUUGCAUAUAUUCCAUAAACUAGUUUGAGAAGGGUCAUAAAUGUUUUCAUUUUACUAUAGGUUCUUUUUUUUCCUUUCUUUUUUUACUAGCCCAUUUUCCUUUAUUAAUGUUUACAAUAUUGUUGUGAAUAUAUUUUGAUGCAGUUACGAUGCUAUUCAGUUUCCUGUUUUUUAUUUGUAAUAGUGCUAUUAUGUACUGAUGGUAGUUUUGCUAGUGUACAGAACUAUUACAAAAUUAAGAUACAGAGGUUACAAUGUAUGUGCUGCUAUGUUUUAAUAUUGCCUUGUACAGUAGGUUUUUAUUUAGAUGGAUUGACUGUUAAAGAAUGAUGCAAAGCAUUUUGUCUUCAAAGGUACAUAUAUUUUUUAUGUACAAGUUAAAAAUACUAAAGAUCUAGAAUGGCACUGUUCAGAUGUUUGAAAGUGUUACUGUGAGCUAUUUAUUUCUAUUUUUAAAAAAUAUCUAGAAUUAAAUGUAUACUUAUGUAAUAUUAUACCUAAAACACUGUAGAAAUGGAAACUGCUUUAUAUGUGAUGCCAUUUUCUUAAACUUUUUCACUGUAAAAGUAAACUUUGCAUUCUUACAGGUGUAAUCACUUUAAAAAGCUUUCUGUAUGUUGGUAAAUGUAAAGUUGCUCUUCCUGUUUAUUCUUCUGUGAAAAAUAUAAAUUUAAAGCAAAAUGAAAAACAGUGCAGGCAAAAGGAAUGAAGACCUUCUCCAGACUAUCCCUCAUUAUUGUUUGUUUCAGUUGGCAGUCUACAGUCUUAUAUAAUAUUACAAAAGCAAUAUUUGUAUUUUCCAAAAUAACUACAGUGUAACAUUAUAUUCUAACUAAAAGGAAGAAAAUUCCUGUGUUGUGUUUACUGGUGCCAGAUAUGGUCCCGUAACCAUUUACUUAAUGGAAUUGUGUGAGUUCAGAAAAAAAAAGAAUAAAUAAAACAACAACCUUUCAAAUCCUAUUUUCUAAAAGGUUUUCUUUAACUCGGUUUUUUAAGCUUUUGUUUACAUUUUCAGAGCAGGUAUAUUUAAACUAAAUAUGUACUUCAUUUUCUGUAAUAAAGUAUGGAGUUAUUGUAUUAAGAAUUACUGCCAGAAUGGAAUAUGUUACACUACAUCUAGUGAGUAUGUCAUGUGAAUUAAUGCAUCUGCGUUUUCUCACCCUUUUCUUACGAUGUUCACAAAGUCAACUUGUGCUCCAUUUGGUCUAAUUAGUUCUCAUUUAAAGGUUGCUUUCAUGCUGGAAUAUUUUAAAUAUCUAAUUGAUUACUCCAGUCUCCCUCUUUUCUUUUUUAAUUAAAUCAUAAUUGGUUACAUUUAUGUUACAAGAAGGGCCCUUGCUAUUACUUGAUGUUAAGAAAAAUCUCUUAAUAUACAUUCAGAUUUGCUGUUUUUUAUUUUUGCAGAUGCUUAACAAUGACAGUUUCUUUGUAAUGAAUUUGCAAAUAGUUUAUUAUAAUUUAAUGUUUUCCUUUUUCUUUGGUAUAAUAGCUAAGUAGCACAAAACAGUAAAUGUAAACAAUAUGGUUACUGUGAUCUUCAUCAUUUUUACAUUGUAGCAUUACCUUUUUGAAUUAUUACAUUGUACUCUUUUUAAAAUGCAUAAAAGUGGUGGGAAAAAUAUCUUUGUGUAAUACUUUUU